Ziziphus jujuba (common jujube) is the source of this 711-nucleotide messenger RNA. Its product is annotated as wall-associated receptor kinase-like 3. Gene Ontology annotation, molecular function: protein serine/threonine kinase activity. The record is from RefSeq and is a predicted model, not a curated record. The annotation marks the transcript as partial. The transcript is spliced from 2 exons. Lineage: Eukaryota; Viridiplantae; Streptophyta; Magnoliopsida; Rosales; Rhamnaceae. Gene Ontology annotation, cellular component: membrane.
UGCCAACAGAUUCAGUUCAGAAACCCAAUAACUUUUUGGAAUUGCACAGACAAAGAAACCCGUGAAUCACUGAACUUGAACGGAAGCCCCUUUGUCUUCUCGGCUAGUGAGAACAUGUUCACCGCGGUGAGUUGCGCUGUACGAGCCUUAAUGUCUUCAUCAUCCUUAGAUGAAUUUGAAAUUUCGGCAGGCUGCAAGUCCAAGUGCUCAACAACGUUAACAGACCAACUGUUGGAUAAUUGCUCGGCCGGAGUGAAUUGCUGCCAAACUACCAUUCCUUCUUAUGGGAUCAAGACCUUCUCCACCACAUUUCAACCCGAGACAGAUAAAACAUGCAAGUAUGCCUUCGUAGUAGACCAAGAAUGGUUCAUUUCCAAGUUCAACAAUACAACUUUUGAUGCCCUUCGCGAUAUGGAUUACGUUCCUGCAACUCUAGAAUGGAGCUUAAACAGGUAUUCAAAACACCAAAUUUACGGAACAAAUCUAUCCGCUUUACAACUUACACAGUUGUUACGGAACAACUCAAUCCGUUGCCUCGGAGAUUCUUCCAUUUCCUCAGUGAAUCAGACAGCAGCACUGUCAGUGCAGGGUUGUUACUGCAAGGACGGCUUUGAAGGAAAUCCGUAUCUUUUGGAUGGAUGUCAAGGUAAAACCUCAUCGAUCAAAACUUCAUCAUUGAUGGUGUUACUAUAUAAAAUAAGAUAUCAAUGA